GUCCUCAGCCAAACUACACUCCAUCCCUUCCAUCAAACCAAAGCACCAGUUUCUUCCCUCAGAAAUCAUGUUCGCUAAAGUUGUUCUCGUUUUCACCGCCCUCGCUGCUGUUGUUGCCGCUGGCUCCAGCCAAUGCAAUGCUGGCCCUGUCCAGUGCUGCAACACCCUCACCAGCGCUAGCAACUCCCAAGCUGCGGGUCUCAUUCAACAAUUGGGCUUGAGUGGCGUUGGUGCCAAUGUCCCCGUCGGAAUCAACUGCAACCCUAUCACUGGUAUUGGUGCUGGCAGCGGCUCGUCUUGCAACGCUAACCCUGCCUGCUGCGACAAUGUCUACACAAAUGGGCUUGGCGUCCAGUGCAACCCUAUCAAUGUCAAUCUUUAAGCAGUGGGAAUAUUCUGCGGAGCGAUGAUUUAGUUUUUAGGCGUUGUAGUUGAAGGGAGGGGGAGUACGGUGGAGGCUAAUACAUUCUGGCUGACUCGUAGUAUCUCACUUAUCACAUCACACUAUUUUUUUUCUUAUUUCCUUUUCAUCUUUUAACUUUCUAAUUUGGAAUUUAUCGUUCUUUCUGAGAG
Messenger RNA from Serpula lacrymans var. lacrymans S7.9, 573 nucleotides. It is a transcript of the gene slh4, whose product is annotated as hydrophobin. Gene Ontology annotation, molecular function: structural constituent of cell wall. Bases 68 to 382 code for a protein of 104 amino acids. The transcript has 3 exons. Lineage: Eukaryota; Fungi; Basidiomycota; Agaricomycetes; Boletales; Serpulaceae. The record is from RefSeq and is a predicted model, not a curated record. Gene Ontology annotation, cellular component: fungal-type cell wall.